Molecule: messenger RNA, 216 nt
Organism: Postia placenta MAD-698-R-SB12
Lineage: Eukaryota; Fungi; Basidiomycota; Agaricomycetes; Polyporales; Adustoporiaceae
Exons: 2
Source: RefSeq, a predicted model, not a curated record
GGACAAAAGGUCAAAACUGAGGUCCCUAGGGCAGCAGAGGCCGGCUUAUAUACAUGGGGAGAUAAGGGCAGGCUGUGCACGCUGGUCCAUGCACAGCUGCUGGUCCGUGUGCAGCAUGCUGACGUGGCCCCGGGGGCCAAUAGUCAGAGCGGCUGUGCCAGCGGAGCCCGAGCUGUGCCGCGCACUGCCGUCCCAUCUAAUCUAAUCGUACAGUAG